UAUGGUUUUCUUUCAGACGAAGAAACAUAACAUGACAAGCCAAGUUACCCAACAGCCAGUUUUCAACUGAACUUCCCGAGGAAUGAAAUCCAAGAUUCCCUGCUAGAAGAAUCUACUAACUGCACAAGUCAAAAAGCCCCAAUCUUUUCCCCCCAUUGAAGCUGCUGAGAAACAGAAGCAGAGAUGGCGACCAAAACAAGAGUGGUUGCGGCAGCUGUAUUGUGGAUUCUAGUUCUUUUUGGAACCUUAGCUUUGAUUCAGAAUCGGUUAAGCGAUAGUGGAAUUUCAGAACCCAAGCUCAAUCAGGUAGUUGAUGAUGAUUCAGAAGAAGUCACACAUAAAGUUUACUUUGACGUCCAGAUCGAUGGAAAAUCUGCUGGUCGAAUAGUCAUGGGCCUAUUUGGGAAAACUGUUCCCAAAACUGCAGAGAACUUCCGAGCCCUUUGCACGGGGGAGAAAGGAACUGGAAACAGUGGGAAGCGUCUCCAUUACAAAGGGAGCACCUUUCAUAGAAUUAUUCCCAGCUUUAUGAUCCAGGGUGGUGAUUUUACUCGCGGCGAUGGACGUGGUGGAGAGUCAAUCUAUGGUGAAAAAUUUGCUGAUGAGAAUUUCAAACUAAAGCAUGAUGGACCUGGACUGCUUUCAAUGGCCAAUGCUGGGCCAGACACCAAUGGAUCACAAUUCUUCAUUACAACCGUAACAACCAGCUGGUUGGAUGGACGUCAUGUUGUAUUUGGCAAGGUGCUUGCUGGAAUGGACGUUGUCUACAAGAUUGAAGGCGAAGGAAGACAGAGUGGGGUGCCGAAAAGUAAAGUUGUCAUUGUAGACAGUGGUGAGAUGCCUAUAUAAUAACACACGUUGUUUUCAAGCAAAUGUAAAAACUUAAGAUUCCCAGAACCCUAUUUUGAUUUGAAGAUAUUUCCUUCAUAUCUUUACUUUUGUGCUUUACUGUAAUCGGUUGAAUUUCCAUGGGAUCACUCUGUUUACAAUAUUCUUCCUAAUAGAAACAAUAUGCUGAUUCUUUAUCUUCCUUCAA
This is a messenger RNA of Theobroma umbraticum, 1036 nucleotides long. Its product is annotated as peptidyl-prolyl cis-trans isomerase CYP20-1-like. Gene Ontology annotation, cellular component: intracellular membrane-bounded organelle; cytoplasm. Gene Ontology annotation, molecular function: cyclosporin A binding; peptidyl-prolyl cis-trans isomerase activity. The record is from RefSeq and is a predicted model, not a curated record. Lineage: Eukaryota; Viridiplantae; Streptophyta; Magnoliopsida; Malvales; Malvaceae. Gene Ontology annotation, biological process: protein folding; protein peptidyl-prolyl isomerization.